GACAGACAGGUGCACGUAGUUCUUGUGCGAGCAGCUGGAGGACUACAACAUGCUGCAAUUAAGAGGCGAUUCUGGUCCCCGGUGGAUAGCCGUCCUCCUGCUAUGGGCGGCGCUGUGCUGCCUUUUCGUCCCUGCAGUCACGGUAAAGCAUGAGAAUUUCAAGACAUGCGACCAGUCCGGCUUUUGUAAACGCAACCGUCAAUUCGCCGAUGCGGCCGCAGCCACGAGCUCGUGGGCCUCCCCGUAUACCGUCGACCCCGCCACAAUCACCUUCAAAGACGGGGAGCUACACGCCACGGUUCUCAAGACACUGCAAAUUGGGCAGGAGAAGGUCGAGCUUCCUCUUACCGUCACAUUCCUCGACUCCGGGGUCGCGCGCGUUACGCUGGACGAGGCGAGGCGGCUGAAGGGUGACAUUACUCUGCGACACGACAGCAAGGCGCGGAAGGAGCGGUACAACGAGGCUGGGAAGUGGGCACUGGUUGGUGGAUUGAAGGUUGCCGACGGUGCUGCGCUCAGCGAGACGGCCGAUGAGGGGUAUACCAAGGUAUUCUACGGCGAGGGAAGCAAGCACCAGGCUGUCAUCCGACACGCACCUUUUGGCAUUGAAUUCCAAAGGGACGGAGAGACGCAAGUCAAGUUCAACGAGCGCGGUCUGCUGAACCUCGAGCAUUGGCGACCAAAGACAGAGAAGCCGGCCGAGGAGAAGAGAGAAGGCGAGGAAGAGACUAAGGAAGAAGAGAAGAAAGAAGAGAUUGCUGGCGAAGACGAGAGCACGUGGUGGGAUGAGAGUUUUGGCGGAGCUACCGACUCGAAGCCCAGGGGCCCGGAAGCGAUCGCGUUGGAUAUCACCUUCCCGGGCUAUGACCACGUUUUUGGCAUUCCUGAGCAUGCCACCGGCCUGUCUUUGAAGACCACCAGGGGCGGUGAUGGAGCAUAUAGCGAGCCAUACCGACUAUAUAACGCGGACGUCUUCGAGUACGAAAUGGACAGCCCCAUGACGCUCUAUGGUGCCAUCCCCUUCAUGCAAGCCCACCGCAAGGGCUCGACUGUCGGUGUUUUCUGGCUAAACGCCGCUGAGACAUGGAUCGAUGUGGUCAAGGCCAAGUCGAGCGCGAACCCUCUUGCACUUGGUGUGAAGAGCCACACUGACACUCAGACUCAUUGGAUCUCUGAGAGCGGUCAGUUGGACGUCUUUGUGUUUCUGGGCCCCACGCCACAAGAUCUCACCCGUCAGUAUGGCGAGCUGACUGGCUACACCGCUAUGCCCCAGUCCUUCGCCAUUGCCUACCACCAGUGCCGGUGGAAUUAUGUUACCGACGAAGAUGUCAAGGAUGUCGAUCGCAAGUUCGACAAGCACAAGAUACCGUACGAUGUCAUCUGGCUUGACAUUGAAUAUACACAGGAGAAGAAGUACUUCACCUGGGAUCCUCUGACCUUCGUCAACCCUGAUAAAAUGGGCAAGCAGCUGGACAAGAGCGACAGGAAGCUUGUGGUCAUCAUUGACCCCCACAUCAAGAACACGGACAACUACCCAGUUAUUGACGAGCUAAAGAAGAAAGAUCUUGCUGUAAAGAACAAAGAGGGCAACCAAUACGAGGGCUGGUGCUGGCCAGGCAGCUCCAUGUGGAUCGAUUGCUUCAACCCCGCCGCCAUCUCCUGGUGGAAGGGCCUCUUCAAGUAUGACAGUUUCAAGGGAACGCUCCCCAACACAUUCAUCUGGAACGACAUGAACGAGCCUUCCGUCUUCAACGGACCUGAGACGACUAUGCCCAAGGACAACAUCCACUUUGGUGGUUGGGAGCACCGCGAUGUGCACAACUUGAACGGCAUGACUUUCCACAACGCAACCUACCAGGCCAUCGCCGAGCGUAAGAAGGGAGAACUUCGCCGCCCAUUCGUACUUACGCGUUCCUUCUACUCUGGCAGCCAGCGCUCCGCUGCUAUGUGGACUGGUGACAACCUUGCCGAAUGGUCCCAUCUGGAGGCGUCUCUUCCCAUGAUCUUGAACCAGGGUAUCUCCGGCUUCCCGUUCGCAGGCGCUGAUGUUGGCGGUUUCUUCGGUAACCCUAGUAAGGAGUUGUUGACACGAUGGUAUCAGGCUGGAAUCUACUACCCUUUCUUCCGCGGCCACGCCCACAUCGACACACGCCGCCGCGAACCUUAUAUUCCCGGUGCGCCAUACACGGAGAUUAUCACCCAGGCGCUUAGGCUUCGAUACCAGCUUUUGCCUGUGUGGUACACGGCCUUCCGUGAGGCGCACACCACCGGCGCUCCUAUCGUUCGUCCGAACUUCUACGUCCACCCAGAGGACGAGAGGGGUUUCGCAGUCGACGAUCAAUUGUACAUUGGAUCCACUGGCUUGCUUGCCAAGCCAGUCACCAAAGAGGGCGCAACCAGCGUAGACGUGUACCUUGCAGACGACCAACCGUACUAUGACUACUUUGACUACACGCGCUACCAGGGCGCAGGCACACAUACCGUUUCCGCGCCGCUCGAAAAGAUCCCGCUACUCAUGCAGGGCGGACACAUCAUCCCGCGUCGCGACCGCCCUCGGCGCUCGAGCGGUCUGAUGAAGUUCGACCCCUUCACUCUCGUCGUCGUGCUCGACAAGGAGAACGCCGCCAAGGGCGAGCUCUACCUCGAUGACGGCGAGACCUUCGACUACGAGGCCGGCGCGUACAUCCACCGCCGCUUCGCGUUCGACGGCAAGCGCAGCAUCCUAACCUCCACCAACGCCGUACCCUUGGGCGCAAAGUUUACCGCGAAGCUAGAGGCCUACCUCAAGAGCAUGAGCAAGGUCCGCGUCGAGAAGGUUAUCAUCGUUGGUGCACCGAAGGCGUGGAAGGACAAGACGGAGGUCGUGGUCAUGGAAGAGGGCGCGAAGGAAAGCGCGAGGAGGAAGACGGUCGCCAUGGAGUUCCACGCUGGGAGCGGGAAGCAGGCGGACUGGGCUAUUGUGCGGGACCCGAAGGUGGGCAUUGGACGCGGGUGGAAGAUUGACUUCUCGUAGAUGGUGGAAGGAUAAUAUGAGCAAUGUGGAGUUGCGUAAGCGCGGAGGAGCACACUGAAGCAUGAGGUUGUAUACAGUACGAAGCUAGUCGAGUUGGGCCUAGGGCUCUAGCUGCGAGGGAAAACGCAACAAGAUGCGUGAGGAGUAGACAUAGACUCGGAAGUGAUUAGCAUUGCAUGGUAUUCCUU
This is a messenger RNA of Paraphaeosphaeria sporulosa, 3201 nucleotides long. RefSeq lists its product as uncharacterized. The coding region runs from base 50 to 3013 and encodes 987 amino acids. The record is from RefSeq and is a predicted model, not a curated record. Gene Ontology annotation, molecular function: carbohydrate binding; alpha-glucosidase activity. The transcript is spliced from 3 exons. Gene Ontology annotation, cellular component: glucosidase II complex. Lineage: Eukaryota; Fungi; Ascomycota; Dothideomycetes; Pleosporales; Didymosphaeriaceae. Gene Ontology annotation, biological process: carbohydrate metabolic process; N-glycan processing.